AUGGACGGAAGGAAAGUGAUUGGUUGGGCUGCCAGAGAUACAUCUGGAUUUCUGUCGCCUUACUCAUUCCAUCUCAGGAAAACAGGUCCCGAAGAUGUAUUGUUCAGGGUGUUAUAUUGUGGGAUAGAUCACACUGAUCUUCACCAGAUGAGGAGUGAGAUUCACACUACCAACUACCCUUUGGUCCCCGGGCAUGAAGGGGUGGGAGAAGUUGUGGAGUUGGGUUCCAAAGUGGGUAAGUUCGGAAUAGGGGAUGUUGUAGGAGUUGGUUGUAUUGUUGGAUCAUGUGGGGAGUGCUUACCCUGCAAGUCCAACAUGGAGCCGUACUGCAGCAACAAAAUUUUCACUUACAAUGGCGUCUACUAUGAUGGAAGGCCCACUCAGGGCGGCUACUCUUCUGCCAUGGUGGUUCAUCAAAGGUUUGCUGUUAAAAUACCAGAAAAGCUUGCACCAGAGCAGGCAGCACCUCUUUUAUGUGCUGGGGUAACAGCUUAUAGUCCAUUGAAACAAUUCAUGGGGUCUAAUAAGGCCAUCAAGGCAGGAAUCUUAGGAUUGGGAGGGGUCGGUCAUCUGGGUUUGCUGAUAGCAAAGGCAAUGGGCCAUCAUGUGACGUAG
Molecule: messenger RNA, 615 nt
Organism: Ilex paraguariensis (yerba mate)
Lineage: Eukaryota; Viridiplantae; Streptophyta; Magnoliopsida; Aquifoliales; Aquifoliaceae
Source: the annotation of a GenBank genome assembly